AUGAGAGGCGGAAGGAGAAGAGUAUGCAAGAGGCGAGGGAAACGCCAGCAAAGGCGAGGCGAGGAAGCUUCUGCCAGAGAGGCGCUCAAGCCUCCGGCAGAGGCGCUCAAGCCUCCGACAGAAGCGCUCAAGCCUCCGGCAGAGGCGCUCAAGCCUCCGACAGAAGCGCUCAAGCCUCCGACAGAGGCGCUCAAGCCUCCGACAGAGGCGCUCAAGCCUCCGGCAGAGGCGCUCAAGCCUCCGGCAGAGGCACUCAAGCCUCCGGCAGAGGCGCUCAAGCCUCCGGCAGAGGCGCUCAAGCCUCCGACAGAGGCGCUCAAGCCUCCGGCAGAGGCGCUCAAGCCUCCGACAGAGGCGCUCAAGCCUCCGGCAGAGGCGCUCAAGCCUCCGGCAGAGGCGCUCAAGCCUCCGACAGAGGCGCUCAAGCCUCCGGCAGAGGCGCUCAAGCCUCCGACAGGGGCGCUCAAGCCUCCGGCAGAGGCGCUCAAGCCUCCGACAGAAGCGCUCAAGCCUCCGACAGAGGCGCUCAAGCCUCCGGCAGAGGCGCUCAAGCCUCCGGCAGAGGCGCUCAAGCCUCCGGCAGAGGCACUCAAGCCUCCGGCAGAGGCGCUCAAGCCUCCGGCAGAGGCGCUCAAGCCUCCGACAGAGGCGCUCAAGCCUCCGGCAGAGGCGCUCAAGCCUCCGGCAGAGGCACUCAAGCCUCCGGCAGAGGCGCUCAAGCCUCCGGCAGAGGCGCUCAAGCCACCGGCAGAGGUUUUCGAACUAAUAAACUCACGGUGGUUUCCUGAAGGUUUCACUGAAGCCGCACAAGAAAUUUAG
Molecule: messenger RNA, 819 nt
Organism: Procambarus clarkii (red swamp crayfish)
Lineage: Eukaryota; Metazoa; Arthropoda; Malacostraca; Decapoda; Cambaridae
Source: RefSeq, a predicted model, not a curated record